UGUCAAUCGCAGUGCGCGUCGGAUCUCGCGAAAAUGGUGCUAAAAACAUGCGGAACCAACAUUGUACGUAGUGUUGGCCAACUUUGGAUGCGCUAUUCCAAGCCAAGGGCUGCUUAUAAAUUGUGCACAGUGCGUUCGUUUGCCGGCGUUGUUCAAAACACAAAUCACACCGGCAACCAAUCGAUCGAUCGACGUGCGUCGCCGUUCGCCGGUGUCCUUAGCCAGCCGAGUUCGUCGCAGGCCAACGGCGACUGCGGAGGCAACAAGUUUGCUCCGGCCUGCAUCGAUCCGAAGCUGGUGGCCACGCUCGCCGAGGUCGAGGAUCUUCCGAAUCACCCGGAGAAGCUGCUCAUCGACGUACGCGAGCCGUCCGAGCUCGAGGCGACGGGACGGAUUCCCUCCAGCAUCAACAUAGCACUGAGAACGGUGCCCGACGAGCUCAGCCUUCGGCCGGAAGCCUUCGAAGCCAAGUACGGGCGCCAGAAGCCAGCACUGGAUGAUGAGAUUAUUUUUAGCUGCCGUUCCGGGGUACGCUCAGGACAAGCGGCUUUCGAGGCCGAUCGGCUCGGUUUUCAAAAUGUGAAAAACUAUGUCGGCUCGUGGUUGGAGUACGGACCGAAGCAUGGUUUACCGGAAUGAACGACGCCUCGUGACGGAGCGGCGGAGAUUGAGAAGCUGUACUAUCGAAAGAGUUAAAUAAAGUAGCUACGAAAACUG
Messenger RNA from Anopheles cruzii, 717 nucleotides. RefSeq names its product rhodanese domain-containing protein CG4456-like. Gene Ontology annotation, molecular function: thiosulfate-cyanide sulfurtransferase activity. Gene Ontology annotation, cellular component: mitochondrion. The transcript is spliced from 4 exons. The record is from RefSeq and is a predicted model, not a curated record. The coding region runs from base 34 to 639 and encodes 201 amino acids. Lineage: Eukaryota; Metazoa; Arthropoda; Insecta; Diptera; Culicidae.